Messenger RNA from Lucilia sericata (common green bottle fly), 4997 nucleotides. RefSeq names its product adenylate cyclase type 2 (gene Adcy2). Gene Ontology annotation, molecular function: adenylate cyclase activity. Gene Ontology annotation, biological process: intracellular signal transduction; cAMP biosynthetic process; adenylate cyclase-inhibiting G protein-coupled receptor signaling pathway. The record is from RefSeq and is a predicted model, not a curated record. Bases 909 to 4973 code for a protein of 1354 amino acids. The transcript is spliced from 23 exons. Gene Ontology annotation, cellular component: plasma membrane. Lineage: Eukaryota; Metazoa; Arthropoda; Insecta; Diptera; Calliphoridae.
UAUUGUUGUUAUUCUCGUUGAUGUCAACAUAUGGGUCACCAGCAGCAACAGUGUGUUUGUUGUUGUAUUUUCAUUCUCAUUUUUGUUGUGAUUGUGUUGCUGAUACAUAUUUCGCAUGUAUUUAACGAAAUGUUGUUGACACUCACAGUCGUGUAGACAAACGCCUGUUGGACGUGAGUGUGUAUGAUAAAUUUAUUUAGUUUGGACGGCAACGUCCUAACGAGUAGAUCGUGGCGCUCGCAAAAACGCUAAAACUGCGGAAAAAAAUCGAAACACGGGGUAAUGUGUUAAUUUCUUUUUGUAUUAUAAAGGGAAAUAAAGAAAAUAAUAAAGAAUUAAAUGUGUUUGAGUGAAUGUAAAUGUAAGAAAGAGUGAAAAAAAUUUUAAAGGCAUCAGAAAAACUAAUAUCAAAAUUUAAAAAAAAAUCUUAAAAAUUAAAACAAAAAAACAACAACAACAUCAUAAAAAGUGACAAACAUCUUAGAGCAGUAGCUGAGUGUGUGUGUAUGUAUGCGGCUGAAAUAGUAUUCGCAGUCAACAGUUUUUGGCCAAAUUUUUAAUGUUGUCAUAACCUCUAAUUAACAGUUGGCAAACCUACUUUAACCUACCGCAGCACCCAGAGAAAAACAACAACUAUAAUAAAAACAAACGCAUAAGCACACUUAAUAAUAAACAAAACAAAUCCCUUUCCCCCCACCUUCCCUCAUAAAACAAUAACAACAAACACAACAUGUAACCCAUACGGCAUAAAGCAAAAACAAAUUGUAAACAAAACAAAUAAAAAAAAUCCCCCAAAAAACAAGUUCAAACUCAUCCUUUCCUUUAUCUCUCCCUCUUACACUCCUAACUAAUUGUAACUCUUUUGAGUUCACAAUUCUACCCAUAAACACAAUACACACUAAAACAAAAUGGUGAAAUAUCAUGUUGAAAUAGUUAAAACUGAGAAUGGCAAGGGAAAACCAACAGCCGGUCUAACAACGGCCUUGGUAGCGGAAAACGGAAAUGAUAAUGCGGAUGCUAAUGGUCGAGAAAAUGGCACAACGGCGGAGGACAUUCACUUAGAUGACUUGUAUACGAGAUAUCGACAACGUUUGCGUAAAUCAUUGUUCCGCUCUGGUCUACUAAUAUCUCUGGCAGCAUGUGUAGUUUCCAUUAUUAUAGGUGUCAUUUACCAACAGCAAUUAUUACAAACACUAUUACUAGCAUUGGCUACAUUAAUAUCAGCUAGUAUACUCACAGCCCUACAGUUUCCAGCUGUAUUGAAUUCACCGGUGGCUGCUUUGGCAUUUGCCAUUGUAACAACAUUUUCAUUGGGAACGAUAGCAGCAAUUACGGGUGAAGAAUUGGCGCCAUUACCAUUAUUUGCUGUAUUCCUGGGUAUUCACACAAUGUUGCCCAUAUCAUGGCCAGUGUCAGUGGUUUUAGCUCUAUUCAUGACAGCCAUACAUAUUGUCUAUCGUAUAGGCGAAAGUCCUGACUAUGCACCUAAUUUACCUGUGCUAUUUGGCGAAAUUAUAAUGUUGGCUAGUGCAUCCGUAUCCGGUUUAUAUUAUCGCAUAAUGUCAGAUGCUGCCCACACUCGUACGGUAGAUGGUACACGCACUGGCAUCGAGCAACGUGUAAAAUUGGAAUGUGAACGUGAACAACAGGAACAAUUAUUGCUAAGUGUAAUACCGGCUUACAUUGCAGCUGAGGUUAAACGUAGCAUAAUGUUAAAAAUGGCUGAUGCUUGCCAACGGGCUGGUGGUCAAACAAAUUCAUCGGCCACACGUUUCCAUGAAUUGCAUGUCCAAAGGCAUAACAAUGUUUCUAUUUUAUAUGCAGAUAUUGUCAAUUUUACUCCGUUGUCUGAGCAACUGACCGCCAGCGAUUUGGUUAAGACUUUGAAUGACCUUUUUGGGCGUUUUGAUCAAAUUGCACAGGAAAAUCAUUGUUUGCGUAUUAAAAUUCUGGGUGACUGUUAUUACUGUGUAUCUGGACUGCCAAUCUCUAGGCCACAGCACGCCUCAAAUUGUGUCAAUAUGGGUUUACAAAUGAUUGAUGCCAUCAAACAUGUACGUGAGGCGACCGGCAUAAAUGUCGAUAUGCGUAUUGGCAUCCAUACUGGCAAUGUUCUGUGCGGUGUUUUGGGUUUACGUAAGUGGCAAUUUGAUGUCUGGAGUGAUGAUGUGACUUUGGCAAAUCAUAUGGAGAGUGGAGGUGUUGCUGGACGAGUACACAUCACCAAACAAACGCUACAAUUCCUAAAUGAUAAAUUCGAAGUGGAGGAAGGAAAUGGAGGCAGUCGUGAUACUUAUUUGGCAGAUCAUAAAAUAGAAACGUAUUUAAUUGUACCACCAAAGAAACCCACCUACAUCACCCACAUAGUGCCACGUAUCACAGAAAUUAACUCAUCACAGGACAAUGUAAACAUGCAUCUCGAUACAUCCAAUGCCAGCAAUCACCAUCACAGCUUUAGCAAUAAUGUGGAAGCCGAAGCAACCGAGAAACUUUUACCAGUGACAGUAGUAAAUUUCAAAACUAUAGAAACAACAGAAUCCUCCGGCAACCUUAAAAUCUCGCCCACGGCUGCAGCUACAAAUAGUCCAGAACAUAAAUUGGGACAAUUAUCAUCGAGAACAUCAAUGUCCAUUAAAGAGGAAGAGGAUGAAGAUACGGUUGAAUUAAGAAAUCCCCAACAAAUGCAACAGGAUGGUUCACUAACUCCUACUAAUUCAGGCACCCAACUGUUGUUGCAGCAAAAACGUUUAAGUGAUGGCAGUGAUGCAGCAAAUGCAAUCACCAAUAAUACUCAUGCUUCACUAACACCAAAGUCAUCAUUAACUUUACCCCAUAAUGAUGAUGCUCUUAGUGCUAGUGGUAGUGAGGAGGGGGCAAUUUCAAAUAGUGGUUCUAAUAAUGCAGCUAGUGCUAAUGCACUUGUUGAAAAUCCUAUAGGAAAUUGUGAAUCAUCACAAUCAUUGCAACAGGCUGCAGUGGCAACAACAACAACUACAGCUAAUGGUGUAGUACCUUUAAAUGCAACAACAAAUGUUUCUUCAACAUCAGCGGUAGCAACGACAACAACAACAACAUCUACUCCAGCUAAUAAUGGCAAUAAUUUAUUGCCUGAGAUACCAGAGGCUAAAAGUCGUAGGAAAUUAUCUGUACAAGGGUUAAUAUCAUUUGCCGAUAGAAGACGUUCUUCGGGUGCCUUUAUGGAACGUAAAAUGUCCAUACACACCAAUGAAAGUUUUCGCAGUCAUGGCGGUCAUGUAACACGCAAUCGUCCUUCAUCGAAAAUGACCAAAUACGUUGAAUGCUGGGGUGCAGAUCGACCAUUUGCCAAUAUAGCUGAAUCGAAAUUGGUGAAAAAUAUUGGUUUGGCUAGUAUAGCCAUGAUUGAAUCAAACUUACUGCCACCGGAGCGUAAAUGUUUUAAUUUCAAUUGUUUUGGACCGCCCACCGAAUUGAAGCCACUAACCAUGUGGUAUCGUAAUACACCGCGUGAGGUGAUGUAUCGUGCCCGGCCCGAUACACACUUUCGUUAUGAUUUAAUCUGUGCUUUUUUGCUGUUUAUAUCGAUAGCUCUGGUUCAAUUAAUAGUAAUGGAAGUGAACUUUGCUUUAUUGGGUUCCUUGGCCGCCACCUUUAUAUCCUUGGGUAUGUUUUUGUAUUUAAGCAACAUGCAUGUACCCGAUAUUGAAUCCUCUACAGCGGAUAGAAAUGGCCCUGGUCAAGUGGUGGCUAGCAGCCGUUAUUUGCGCUUGGCUAUAUUUAUUAUAGCAAAUAUUUUAAUCUCGGCCUGUGCUGUGUUCAGUGUGAUAAACUUUACCACCGAUCCUGAGUUUAUUUCCUCGAAUCUUACUUCUUUAACUAAUUCCUCCAAUGAUUCUUCUAUACCCGAUAUUGUUCCUUCCAUGAUUUUAUAUCCCGAUUUAAAUAUAGCUCCUAUGUUCCUGUUCUGCUGUGCCAUUAGUUUAGCUGCCAUUUCGGCUUUCUUAAGAUCGGGUUUUAUUCUAAAACUUUUCACCAUGUUUGUGGCUUUAGUGUGUCAAAUAAUUAUAUUGCAUUACAAUGAUUUGUAUGAGAGAUAUAAUUUAGAACUGAGAGAGGACUGUUUACCCAUCGAGGUCAAAGGUUUUCUUUUGCUGUUAUUGGUGAUAGCGGUGUUGCAUACCCUGGAUCGCCAGGGUGAAUAUGUGGCGAGAACUGAUUUCUUGUGGAAGGCUAAAUUGAAAGUUGAACAGGAGGAAGUGGAGACCAUGCGGGGAAUUAAUAAAAUUCUCUUAGAAAACAUUUUACCUGCUCACGUGGCCACACAUUUCCUACACCAAGAACGCUCUACGGAAUUGUAUCAUGAAAGUUAUUCCUGUGUAGCUGUAAUGUUUGCCUCUAUACCCAAUUAUAAAGAAUUUUAUGAUGAGACGGAUGUGAAUAAACAAGGUUUAGAAUGUUUAAGAUUACUCAAUGAAAUUAUAUGCGAUUUUGAUAAGUUACUUUUAAAACCCAAAUUCAGUGGCAUCGAAAAAAUCAAAACUAUAGCUAGCACAUAUAUGUGUGCUUCAGGAUUAAGACCCGGCAAAGAAGAGGGAGCUACGCUUAUGCGUAAUUUUGCGGAUGAAAAGAGAACCGAAGAACAUAAUGUUGUAAUUUUAGUAGAAUUUGCCAUUGCAUUGAUGUCAAUUUUAGAUUCAAUUAAUCGUGAAUCAUUUCAAAGAUUUCGUUUACGUAUUGGUCUUAAUCAUGGCCCUGUCAUAGCUGGUGUUAUUGGUGCACAAAAGCCUCAAUAUGAUAUUUGGAGUAAUACAGUAAAUGUAGCCUCACGCAUGGAUUCUUGUGGUGUUAUGGGUAGAUUACAGACUACUGAGAAUACAGCACAAAUUUUAAUGGCCGCUGGCUAUGAGUGUGAAUGUCGUGGUUUGACUUAUGUUAAAGGCAAAGGAAAUCUAGUCACUUAUUUUGUAAAGACACCAUUUGAUGGAAAAUUAUAAUAAUUUUUAAGCUUAAAGUUAUAA